This is a messenger RNA of Histoplasma capsulatum G186AR, 1095 nucleotides long. RefSeq lists its product as uncharacterized. Gene Ontology annotation, biological process: protein phosphorylation. The record is from RefSeq and is a predicted model, not a curated record. Gene Ontology annotation, cellular component: cytoplasm. NCBI's taxonomy places the organism in Eukaryota, Fungi, Ascomycota, Eurotiomycetes, Onygenales, Ajellomycetaceae. The coding region runs from base 1 to 1095 and encodes 364 amino acids. Gene Ontology annotation, molecular function: protein serine/threonine kinase activity; ATP binding. The transcript is spliced from 4 exons.
AUGCCGCCACUUGGUAACCUUUCUUAUCUCCCGCUCCGCUCUUACCGGAACCGAUGCAUACAUUCAAACCUAUUUGUGCUGAAUCUUCCGGGCUGCAAACCGGCUUUGCCGAAAGCCACCCUCUAUCGCAAGACAGGCACAAUGUCGACUGCCCACGUAGACUCUCGUGAGUAUAUCGGCGAGUCUGGUCGCAAUUAUAAAAUUGAACGAGUUCUUCAAGAAGAAACCUUUCCCCCUCGCUGGGUUGGCCUUGCUAGUGCGGGUGGCCGUAAGUACGUAUUGAAAUACAUUCACCCGGUUAAUUUUGAAGACCUCGAGGAUGUAAAUAAUAGGCUUCGUGGUAGCGCUAACCACGUCCGUCUCUGUCAAGAUACAAUUCCCAAGAAGUCAGUGUUUGUUUUUGAGUAUCUGGCAGGACACCUCCUGCAUCGUGUCCAGAAGGACUUGCCUCUUGAAACAACAAAAAGGAUACUCAAAGAUGCUCUUCGUGGAAUUGCAGAACUCCAUGAUCAGGACAUUGUCCAUACCGAUAUUAAGGCCGACAAUUUUUUUGUUGACUGGCAGGCCCGGAAGGAUGGUAUCCUCAUUGAACGAGUGCAACUUGGUGAUUUGGAAGAUUCCGCAUACAUCCCUCCUGGAUCAGCGAUGAUUGGAAAACAGGCAGGGAACCCAAUGUGGAGAAGCCCCGAAGCCCAUGCCAAAGGGCCUGUGAAUAAGCCUUCUGAUAUCUUCUCCUUUGCGCUUGUAUGCAUUUAUGCGGUGCAUAAACGCGUUAUCCUCGCAGUGGGGGAAGAGGAGUUGGACGAAGGCGUAGACCCGUUAUCUAUUGUGAUUGAGCGCCAAAUCUCAUACUUUGCGGAUGCAGACGGGAUAGCUGCGUUUUUGAACUAUCUGGGUGAUGAGAACCCCUGGGUCCAGGUUUUUAAGAUCAUUCGGGAUGGUUUCGAUAAAGAAAACCCGCGCAAACCAUUUUCACUUUGGAAGGGCGCUGAUGAAGAUUUUAAAAGUCUCAUUUGCUCCAUGACAAAUUUCGAUCCAGCAAAGAGGAUCACAGCUCGCGAGGCGUUAGCGCAUAAGUGGUUUGAGGGGGUUUAA